Aspergillus pseudoviridinutans is the source of this 957-nucleotide messenger RNA. Its product is annotated as NmrA/HSCARG family protein. Lineage: Eukaryota; Fungi; Ascomycota; Eurotiomycetes; Eurotiales; Aspergillaceae. The transcript is spliced from 5 exons. The record is from RefSeq and is a predicted model, not a curated record. Bases 1 to 957 code for a protein of 318 amino acids.
AUGGAUUUCGAUAGAAAGGUCUUCGUGGUCUUCGGAGCCACGGGUAUUCAAGGUGGUUCCGUGGCCAAGGCUAUUUUGGAUGACUCGAUCGCAGCAAAACAAUUUCGAGUCCGGGCUAUUAGCAGAGACCCAGCCAAACCAGCUGCCACGGCUCUUGCUGAACAGGGUGCAGAGGUCAUCAAGGCUGAUAUGGAAGCCAAAGAAUCCCUGCGUAUGGCCAUGAAAGAUGCCCACGGGGUAUUUGCAGUGACCGAUUUCUGGCAAAAGAUGGAGUAUCUGGCCGAAACCAGACAGGGAAAGAAUGUUGCCGAUAUUGCCAAGGAAAUGGGAGUCAAGCACCUGAUCUGGAGUAGCCUCCCGAACAUUUCACAGAUUACGGACGGAAAACUCACUGCAGCGGUCCACUUUGACGGCAAAGCCCGCGUCGACGAGUACAUCCGUUCCCUCGCGAUCCCACACACCAUCGUCCGUCUCGGCGUCUACAAUUCCUUUCUCUUAGAGUCUCUGGUCCCUGUAUCAAGCGACCCUCCCUCCUAUAAACUUGUCUUUCCAGAGCCAGUUCAUCUCAAGGCCGCAAUGCCACUCCUUGAUCCCUCCGCUGACCUUGGUGGACUCGUCAAGGCGAUCCUCCUGAGGCCGGAUAGAUCUUUAAAUCGUCAAUUUAACAUUGCCGAGAGGUAUUAUACUCUCGAGGAGAUAAUCAAUUCGAUGAAAAGUCUUGGAUUGAAUGUGGAUUUUCAGGCUAUCGAUCAAAAGACCUUCAAGGAUAGCAUUGCAGCCAGAGGCUGGCCAGACUUCUUGCAGGAGGAUGUCGUGCAGGUGUUCCAAUACGCGACUGAGUAUGGAUACUUUCAAGGUGAAGGGAUUGAACAAGCCCAUGAGCUUGUUUCCCAGCCGCUGACUUCGCUGGAAAAAUCACUCAGCGGGAGUGCUGACUUUGCCAAACUCAUCAAGUAA